Drosophila sulfurigaster albostrigata is the source of this 733-nucleotide messenger RNA. RefSeq lists its product as uncharacterized. Bases 88 to 591 code for a protein of 167 amino acids. NCBI's taxonomy places the organism in Eukaryota, Metazoa, Arthropoda, Insecta, Diptera, Drosophilidae. The record is from RefSeq and is a predicted model, not a curated record. The transcript is spliced from 5 exons.
AAUUAAAAUCAGAACGUCAAUCCUUGAAAUGUUUUUGUCUAUGUGUUUGCUUUCAAAUUAAAUCAAAAUUAUGUGUUAGUAUAAAGAAUGAACAGAAUUGAACAGAUUUUCCCGGCCAAAAGGUGCUGUUAUUGCCUUAAUCUUCGAACUGGUUGCAUCUUUAUAGCGCUAUAUGGAAUACUAUGCUCUGGCCUAAAUAUCGAUUUCAUAAUAUCAAUAAUAAAUGAUUCUCCUGUUGCCGAAACCAAGUAUGUUUUCGCAGGUGAGCUUACGGGAGCUUGUCAACUUGCCGCUGAGUUUCUAUUGCUGUUGUCCUCAAUUAUAUUAUUAAUAUCUACUAUAGUUAAAUUUUCAUUCUUCGUCAUUGUCUACUUAAUCAUAAUUGUGACGCAAAUUCUAUAUUUAUUAGUUUAUAGCAUAGUUUCCUGCGCCAUGAAAAUCAACAUUAUGGCAAAUUAUAGCAAAAAUGUCUGCAUUGCAUAUUGGCUAUGGGUAAUUUUUUAUUGUUUGACUUCAGUUUAUUUCAUUUAUAUUGCCAUCUCUUAUUAUAAAUCAAAGCGAACAGAGGAUAAUAAUAAUUCUACGCCAUAAAACUGAAGUAAUGGAAAUUAAAUUUGCUGUCGAUUUGUAUAGUGUAAAGUUUUCAAUUACGUUAAAAAUAAGAGAAACUAUAAAUGUAAAUAGUUUAAUUAUUUGUAUGCUGUUGGCAUUUAAAUAAAAAAACCCAACGGAA